Molecule: messenger RNA, 2442 nt
Organism: Bolinopsis microptera
Lineage: Eukaryota; Metazoa; Ctenophora; Tentaculata; Lobata; Bolinopsidae
Product: mitochondrial Rho GTPase 1-like
Exons: 14
Coding region: 93-1949 (618 amino acids)
Biological process (GO): mitochondrion organization; mitochondrion transport along microtubule; small GTPase-mediated signal transduction
Cellular component (GO): mitochondrial outer membrane
Molecular function (GO): calcium ion binding; GTPase activity; GTP binding
Source: RefSeq, a predicted model, not a curated record
GCAUUGAAAUAGAAUUUUGUUUCAAAAAACGUUAUUUGAUAUUUAUUUCUUUUUGAUGAGUACAAACACUAAUUCUCCAAUUGUUUUCUAGGAUGAAAAAAGAAGUAAGAAUAUUGCUUCUUGGAGACGCUGAUGUUGGAAAGACGUCACUCAUACUUUCUCUGGUCAGCGAAGAAUUUCCUCAACAUGUACCUCUGAGGGCAGAGGAGAUAACGAUACCAGCCGCCGUAACACCAGAAGGGGUGCCUACCCACAUAGUCGACUUUUCAUCCAGGGAAUACCUCGGAGAAGAAUUCCUAAUAAAAGAGAUGCAGCGGGCAGAUGUGUUCUGUUUGGUGUACGGAGUGGACGACGAAAAGUCACUGGAAAGCACCAGAUCUUACUGGUUACCCAAAGUAAGAGAGAUAAACGACGGGGAUAAUCUCAGUAGACCUGUUAUUCUAGUGGGAAAUAAGGACGACUUGCUGUUGGAUCUCGAUGAGUCACCUUUAGAAUCAGUGUUGCCUCUAAUGAACGAGUACCCUGAGAUAGAAACGUGUGUAGAGUGUAGUGCAAAACGACUGAAGAACAUAUCAGAGUUAUUUUACUACGCUCAGAAAGCAGUUCUUCAUCCCACUGCCCCUCUUUACUUGCCAGACCUUGGCAAACUGAAACCUGCCUGUGCUGAGGCUCUGAGAAGGGUAUUCAGAAUUUGUGACAUGGACAACGACGGUUUCCUAAGUGAUCACGAACUGAACGAGUUUCAAAAACGGUGUUUUAAUGCUCCGCUUCAGCAGAGCAAUUUAAUGGAAGUAAAGAAUCUGAUAAAGAAAUAUUGUGAUAACGGUAUAAUUGAUAACAAGAUGUCAGAGAUGGGUUUCCUGUUUCUCCACACUAUAUUCAUACAAAAAGGAAGACACGAGACCACGUGGACAGUUCUGCGGAAGUUCGGAUACACGGACCAGUUGGAGGUGUCAGACGAAUAUCUCCGACCUGAUCUGCACGUGGAAUCUGGAUCUAGCGUGGAGCUUACUGAUGAGGGGUCUGAAUACCUGAUAAGUUUGUUCCACAAGCACGACACUGAUAGAGAUGGUAUCUUGUCACCUUCUGAAUUAGCCAAUCUGUUUAGCGUGUGUCCCAACAUCCCGUGGGGUGACUUCAGCGCUUCCGUAAUGACGAGUGAGAUGGGCUGGUUAACCCUGGAGGGGUAUGAAGCACUCUGGACUCUCAACAUGAUGCUGUACCCUGAACAUACCAUGGAAUAUCUGGGUUAUCUGGGGUAUAACAGUGAUACCAGGGGCACUCAGCUCACUGCUGUGCAAGUGACGCCCCCAAGACAAGAGGAUUUUAAAAGGCAGGUAAGUUGUCGGAACGUUCUGCUCAGCUACGUCUUUGGACCCAAAGGUUGCGGAAAAUCGUGUUUUAUCAACAGGCUGAUAAGAAAAGGGGAGAUUGAGAUAUCUCCUGAAACUGACAGACACAUUUGCAUCAACAAGAUCAGGUACCAAGGGCAAGAAGAGAAAUACUUUAUAGUACAAGAAGUAGGAGCAGGUGACCAAGAUGAGAUUCUGGAGAAAGGAGGGGACUGUGAUCUAGCUAUAAUACUCUACGAUACAUCUAGACAGGACAGUUUUAGCAGAGCUGUCGAGAUCCAGGAACGACUAGAUGUUCCCUCUGUCUUCAUAGGAGCUAAAAGCGACAAGACAACAGUAAAGCAGGACUACGACUACACGCCCGAGCAGUACUCCCAAAUGGCUGGUCUCCCUCCUCCACUCUUCUUCUCUGCUAUGCCUGACAGGGAGUCUUCUCAACUCAAGAUAUUCCAGAGCUGUGUUCUCUUCGCCUCUCUUCCGUUCCAGCAGCAGUCAGCAGCGAUGCCUCUGACGAAGAUAAUAACAACCAGUGCUGCGGUUGCUGUGGCUGGGGUGGCAGCCUUCUUCCUCUUUAGAUACGUGAGGCACGGCAGAUGAGGAGCUGUUGAGUGAGUGUGUUAUUGCACUAAGAUCUUAUUGUGGGACUGUGGCUUGAUGUGAGCUCAAUCUGAGGAGCUCAAUCAGCGGCGGGAUUAUCUUGCUUAAACCGAAAAAUACGAAUUGAUGAAAUUUUGAUAUUUAUGUGCUCUCUAGUCUCAACUAGUGUUUAAUUUACCGUGCUUUACUGUUAUUCAUCAUAAAUUUACAGAUUUGUUAAAGGAUAUUGUUGUCCAUGCUCAGCAUGAUAUUUCUUGUGAGGAGCUUUUAUUUUUAAUCCAAUAUUAGGUUAUUACUUAUUUGACUUCACUGUCGAUCAGGCGUACAUUUUUUAGUAGUAAUUGGUCAAAAAAAAAGCGAUGGAUUAAUUUUUCUAUUCUAGAUUUGCGAUUGAGGAAUUAAACGUACGUUGCACAACAGUUUUGACAAAUCACAAUUACGAUGUGAAUAAUAUUCAAUCAUGACUGAACAGAAACUACUGUCACCAUUUCUA